Molecule: messenger RNA, 1323 nt
Organism: Symbiodinium sp. CCMP2456
Lineage: Eukaryota; Dinophyceae; Suessiales; Symbiodiniaceae
Source: the annotation of a GenBank genome assembly
AUGGAGGGUCAUCGUGGCUGCUGGUCCUGUCUUCCAUGGCCAUGGAGGUUGAAUUUGAGCGGCCAGGUGUCACGGCUUCUACAGUACGGCGCUGGGAUCACUUUCGAGACCUCGGAAGGCUCUUCCUCUGCGAUGCUCGAAGAGAGUGCCAAGGCAAGCCCUCUGACGCCGACAUCGACGAGGCCUCCUAGCGCUUCUAGCGCACCGGCCACUCCUUAUCCAAGCGACACUGCGGAGGACGAGGGUGAUGAGCCACCCCUACGACCUCCAAAGCCGAAGGACCCCUUUGAUGAUGUUGAGUUCGGGGAGUUUGUGCAGGCUGCACCGCCGUGUUCUGCGCCUCUUCGGCAGCUCUCGGCAACGCAGCAACUCCUGGAGGUCUCGGCGCAGAAAUGCCAGGACGAGGCAGGCCACUCUGCGCUCCAGCUGACGAUGUUCCCUGGGCUUUUGCAGAGGCUGUCGCCAUUUCUCCAGGUGCAGGGCUACACGCAGCUCCGUGCCACCGGCAGCAGCGUAGGGAGCGUCCUGCACAAGAAGGCUUUGAUCGAGCACCUUCUGUGUUUGAUGCAGCCGGAGAGGCCGGACGUGUUCGCCGCCGCCGGCGAGUGGUGCAAAGAAACCAACCGCAGCGAGCGGUUCUGGGACGACCUCGGCUGGAAAGGUUCGACCUUGAAAGCAGGCAAGGAAGGUCUUUGGGCCUUCUUCCGGGCCUUGAAGAAGUGGCGAAAGCUGGAACCUGCCAUCAUGCUGCCCGUCGUCAAGAACCUGAGGUCGCACUGCCGUCAUCCAGAGCCGGACGUUGCAAGGAAUGCCCAGCGCAUCAUGGCUGUUUGUGCCGGCUGCUUGUUUUCGAUUCGGGGCCAGGGCGCCGCAGUCAAGUCAAUUCGACACCUGUUUGCUGGGGAAAUGAUCUACUGGUUGCGGCAUGCAGACGACGACGUCCGUGCUGAUAUAUGUGGCGAACUAUCCAGAUGUGGACCACACUUGUUGGGAAGGUUCAAUAGAGCCUGCGCCGCGGAGUUAGUGGAAGCCUGCAAGCCUGGGAACGGGGAUGUUUGCCGCAGCAACGCGAGGAAGGCACUCACUGUUUUCGUCAAGAAUGAUGAGGCGCUGCAUCCUUUUGUGUGGCCACUUAUCGAAGAGCUCACGUGGGCAUUACCCUCGGAUGAGGUGCAUGACAUUCACCGCAUGCGAGCAUACAUGUUGUUGACAAGGAUUCGCAGGUCAGUGUCCGACGCUUUGGAUGAUGGGCUUGCUACAAAAAAACAGGUAAGCAAGGCUUUGCAAGAUUUCUUUCAGGCGUGCUGUCCGAGCUGCACCUAA